This is a messenger RNA of Meriones unguiculatus (Mongolian gerbil), 1526 nucleotides long. RefSeq names its product 5-hydroxymethylcytosine binding, ES cell specific (gene Hmces). The transcript is spliced from 7 exons. Bases 150 to 1211 code for a protein of 353 amino acids. Gene Ontology annotation, biological process: DNA damage response. The record is from RefSeq and is a predicted model, not a curated record. Lineage: Eukaryota; Metazoa; Chordata; Mammalia; Rodentia; Muridae. Gene Ontology annotation, molecular function: single-stranded DNA binding.
CCUAGCCACACCCCCGCCUGUGGGGAGGAAACCCCGAUGGCGCCAACGUCACGUCGGGGGCGGGGCGGGACGGGUGUCCCUGCGGAGGCCGCGGGAAGCGGGGAAGACGGGACUUAGAGCCGCUGGCGGUCUGAGGGGCAGUGCUGAAGAUGUGCGGGCGGACGUCCUGCCACUUGCCCAGAGACGUUCUCACCAGGGCCUGUGCCUACCACGACCGGCAGGGCAGGCGGCGGCUCCCGCAGUGGAGGGACCCGGAGAAGUACAGCCCCUCCUACAACAAGAGCCCUCAGUCGAGCAGCCCCGUGCUCCUCUCCCGGCUGCACUUUGAGAAGGAUGCAGACUCAUCAGAGCAGAUAAUCAUUCCCAUGCGAUGGGGCCUGGUCCCGUCUUGGUUCAAAGAAAGUGACCCUUCCAAGCUGCAGUUCAACACGACCAACUGUCGGAGUGAUACCAUAUUGGAGAAGCAGUCAUUCAAGGUUCCUUUGGGAAAAGGACGGCGAUGUGUUGUUUUAGCAGAUGGAUUCUACGAGUGGCAGCGGUGUCAGGGGACAAGCCAGAGGCAACCAUACUUCAUCUAUUUUCCUCAAACCAAGACAGAGAAGUCAGGUGGGAACGAGGCUGCAGAGAGCCUUGACAGCAAGGAAAAGGUCUGGGACAACUGGAGGCCGCUGACCAUGGCAGGGAUCUUUGACUGCUGGGAACCCCCAGAGGGAGAGCGCUUGUAUUCCUACAGCAUCAUCACUGUGGACUCCUGCAGAGGCUUGAGUGACAUCCACAACAGGAUGCCUGCCAUACUAGAUGGAGAAGAGGCAGUCUCCAAAUGGCUUGACUUUGGUGAGGUCGCCACUCAGGAAGCUCUGAAGUUAAUCCACCCCAUAGACAAUAUCACCUUCCAUCCAGUUUCUCCAGUGGUGAACAACUCCCGAAACAACACUCCUGAGUGUCUGGCUCCUGCUGAUUUGGUGGUUAAGAAGGAGCCCAAGACAAGUGGAAGCAGUCAAAGGAUGAUGCAGUGGUUGGCUACAAAGUCGCCCAAAAAGGAAGUCCCUGAAUCACCCAAAAAGGAUGAAUCAGGCUUACCCCAGUGGUCCAGCCAGUUUCUACAGAAGAGCCCAUUGCCUGCUAAAAGAGGUGCCAGCAGCAGCUUCCUGGAUCGAUGGCUGAAACAGGAGAAGGAGAACGAGCCCAUGGCAAAGCGGCCUAACAGCUAGUUACAGACUCCUUCACCCCAGGCCACAGCUGUUGUCACCAGUUGACUGGAUUGUAUCCAUUUACUUGGGAAGGUGGUAGCACAAUGUCAGCUCUCUGCUGUGGGCAUAAGAGGACAUGGCUACUGUGGGACAGCCUAAGGAGAGGGCUGGCUGCAGUGGCUAGCCCUGUGGGCCCUGCUACCCCUCAGGCUCAGCUGGUAGUCUCUCUGCCUCCCUGCUGGGAGCUUUCCUGUUCCUGGUGUUCCUAUAAGGAGGACCUUCUUAGAGAUUAAGUUCUUAAAAUGUAUUUUGUUCUAAAUAAAUUGUGUUGAUAAA